CUUCCGAGAUGAACUAAAGUAGAGCUCCGCCGGAUGGCGAGAAGGCAUGAACUGACAAUCUCUCUCUCUCUCUCUCUUAAAAAAACCCCAGUUAGACAGGCUAUGUUGAGACAAUACAUUUGGACUUUGGGAUGUUUUAUGGACUCGGAAUCUAAGGAGUUUCCCUUUUGUCCACAUCUAUGUAGGACGUGGCGUCUGCGACUAGCCUAAAUUAGGUUCAUUUGCGGCAAAAGAAACGUGCAUGGUUUUUUUCAAUUACGCGCAAAGACAACAAGAGCAACCUGGACUACUCUUUUGGAACAGGAAUGGUUUAUCCUUCCGAAGGUGUAUUCUACAUCGAAAUGGAUCAAGUACCACCAGCUCUCCCUCCCAGGUCAACAAAGCCCGUGUCCUCCACCAUGAACAACAACUGCCUUUUGCCACCUGCGUGUUCGCUACAGGACGCUGAAUGGUAUUGGGGAGACAUAGCCAGGGAGGAGGUAAACGAGAUGCUCCGAGACACACCUGAUGGCUCCUUUCUGGUGCGUGACGCAUCCACAAAGCUGCAAGGAGACUUCACGCUGACGUUAAGGAAAGACGGGCACAAUAAGCUGAUCAAGAUUUACCACCGUGACGGGAAGUAUGGCUUCUCAGAUCCCCUCACAUUCACUUCAGUGGUGGAGCUCAUUUGGCACUAUCAGCACCAUCCGUUGGUGGAAUACAACGCCACACUGGACCUAAUGCUCACCCAUCCUGUGUCCCGCUUCCAGCAGGUGAAAGAGGACAGUGUUGAUGUCGCUGGAAGAAAGCUCAAGGAGGUUCACAGUCAGUAUCAAGAGAAGACAAAGGAGUUUGAUCGUCUUUAUGAAGCUUUCACUAAGACCUCACAGGAGAUCCAGAUGAAGCGAACAGCUAUUGAGGCCUUUAAUGAGACAAUGCUGAUCUUUGAGGAGCAGUGUCGUGAACAGGAGCGUUACGGAGAGGAGUUUGAGAGGAACAAUCAGUCCGAGGGAGCCGACAAAGAUCUGGAGAGCUUUCUGAUAAAUUAUGAGAAGCUGAAGUGUCGCCUUGGGGAGAUCUACGACAGCAAAAUCCAUCUGGAGGAAGACUUGAGAACGCAGGUGGAGGACUACAGAGAGACGGACAGGAAGAUGAACAGCUUGCGGCCUGACCUCAUCCAGCUACGCAACAUCAGAGACCAGUACCUCAACUGGCUCAAUCACAAAGGCGUACGGCAGAAACGCAUAAAUGACUGGCUGGGGACGCAGAGUGACAGCCUUGAUGACACAUAUGUGUUGAAGGGAGACGAGAAGAAUUUGCCACAUCAGGAUGAGAAGAGUUGGUUUGUUGGUGAACUGAGCCGGACGCAGGCCGAGGAGAUGCUUCAAGGUAAAGCUCCUGGAACAUUCCUCAUCCGUGAGAGCAGCAAACAGGGAUGCUACGCCUGCUCUGUUGUUGUGAAUGAAGAAGUGAAGCAUUGUAUGGUCUACAGCACACCACAUGGAUACGGCUUUGCUGAGCCCUACGACAUCCACUGCUCACUGAAAGACCUUGUCCUGCACUAUCGCCUGCACUCCUUAGCGCAACACAAUGACGCUCUGGAUGUUCGGCUGUCACAUCCAGUACACGCUAAAGCUGCAGCCACGCCUUCUCAACACGCAGAGGAACACAAACUCUUACAGACUCCAAAACACACAGUGGGGCUCCCGCCUGCCGCUCCAGAAAUGUAAUCCAACGGAAAAAGAGACAAAAGGACGUGUUUACUGUAUCCUGCAAGAAUGACUGCAUAGAGGUGCAUUGUGUAAAGUUUUGCACUACAGUGAUUCCAUCAGUUUUUGUGAAUGGGAUUUCACAGAUUGAAGUGGGACCGGCCGGAACUUGAAUGUCAGCUUGAACUUUGUUGUGUUUUUUUGUUUUUGGGUUUUUUUCAAAGAGACUGUUUAAGCUUUUUUUUUUUUUGUACUUCAUUUAUUGCCAUUUCUUUAAUGGACACCUUUUCGGUAGGGAUGUUGACAACCAGAAAAUUGCUCACUGACAUCAGGUGCUGCAACUUUGUUUGACCUUUACAACCAGAGUUGAUGUUGCUAGAGAUGUCCAUUUCCCUAGUUAAAAUGUAUUGAGUUUGGAAAAUUUGACCAAUAGGUCAGAAAUAUGUUAGUAGUAGUAAAUAGUUAGUAUGGAGUUAUACUUGUUCCUCAUUCCGGAGUGCGCGAUUGCACAUUUUGAGCACAGAGGGUGCUACAUCUCAUUUUAUAAGAAUGCUAUAAGGUGGUUUAUAGUAAUUAGUCAAUUAAGUCAGCUAGCUAUAUAAAUAUUAGACUCAACAGUUACAGGCACAGUUUAAGUUAAAGAAAUUUCAAUGAACUACAUUAAUUAUGUAGUUUUUUAAUUAUAAUACCUUAGCUGUGUAUCUGGCAAUCAUCAAAGAAGCCAACUAGCUUAGUAAUACUAUUAGCAAUCAGAUUGGACACAAAACAGCCAAACAGAAAUGACCUACUCCAGAUUUCUGAUUGGCUGGCAUUGUGGCACACUGUAACACUCUUGUCAAGUUGAGCUAGUGCACAGACAAAUCCGAGAGCUUGCAGAGCAGAGAUGUUGAGAGCAAGAGAAACACUGAGCUAGUGUCCAAGGGUUUGCAAGUACACAGAGCAGGGACACUGAGCGGGGAAAUGAGUAAAACUGUGUUAAAGAGGUCAUCAUUGUGCACUUAGGUGGAUAAUAGGAACCAUGGUAAUAAAUGUAUUGAGCACAAAAUAGAUUUUUGUCUGUUCAAAUUAAAUUAUUCUUUGCGUGAUAAUAAUUUGCAAAAUCUUUGUAGAGGUGUGUUUGCAAAAAAUCUUUUUCUGUGCUCAAAAUGGCCCUUUGCACGCUCAGGAAUGAGGCACAAAUAUAACUCCAUAGGUUACUACUACGUAGUGCAUUUGUGAGGGGAACAAUGGUGCUGUAAACCGGCUGUUUCCGUCAUAUCGGUUUGGUGGACCAAACCAUUUUGGGGUAAAUGCCACGUGUGAAUAUGUGAAAAGUCGUGGUGCAUCUUGACAAUUUGCCCCUUUCUUAAUAGACAUUCAUAUACAGUGGAUAAUUAUGUAGCAUUAACAUCCUGUAGAAUACCAUUGUACGAGCAUACUCAAUGUUAAACCCGUUGACCAAAGCACUUAAUAGAGAGCAAAACUACAUCCCUGUUAAGUCUGGUAAUUGCAUUUGGGCAAGGGCAAUUUAUGUACACCUGCUGAUGUGCUGAUCAAAACAUAAUCUGAAGUACUGUAUGUUAUAUUCUGUUACUCAAAGAAGUAUAAGCUUUUUGUAUUCUAUAUAUAUUUUUUCUAUAAACAUGCCACAAGAUGAAAGCUUGAAGAAAGUGCAAUCCAACAGUAUUUCUAUUGUUGCAAUGUAUGACGAUGAUGAUGGUGGUGAAGGUAAUGCUGUUAUGAGAGGUUGCCAUUUGCCACAAAAAUGCACUCUCUUUGGUGGUGUCGGUAUGAUGUGGCCUCCGAUGUUUGUGUGAACUGCCAGAGGUCCGGAAGUAUCCUGCCUCCAUUACUUGAACUGUGGCAUUGCUCGAGCUAUGAAUGUUUUUCAUGACAUGCCGCCUACAUAGCUUAAAAGGAAAGGAAUCCAUGUUGAACUUGGCACAUUUUUCAAGUUUGAGGACAAUAGAUACUCUGUACAGAGAAACUGUAAAAUGUAUUUCUGAGGUUGGUUUAUGGAAGGAGGGUGAUUAAGCCUCUUAUGAAAAUAUAACACCAUUGGGGACUCCUCGGGUGAAGCUAAGCAAUGUGAGAUCCUGACCUUUUUCUUGCUGAAAGACAAUAAACUGAUGAGGGUUUUGUCAA
Molecule: messenger RNA, 3812 nt
Organism: Siniperca chuatsi (mandarin fish)
Lineage: Eukaryota; Metazoa; Chordata; Actinopteri; Centrarchiformes; Sinipercidae
Product: phosphatidylinositol 3-kinase regulatory subunit gamma-like
Exons: 10
Coding region: 306-1709 (467 amino acids)
Biological process (GO): phosphatidylinositol phosphate biosynthetic process; insulin receptor signaling pathway
Cellular component (GO): phosphatidylinositol 3-kinase complex
Molecular function (GO): 1-phosphatidylinositol-3-kinase regulator activity
Source: RefSeq, a predicted model, not a curated record